Papilio polytes (common Mormon) is the source of this 2297-nucleotide messenger RNA. Its product is annotated as homeobox protein PKNOX2-like. Lineage: Eukaryota; Metazoa; Arthropoda; Insecta; Lepidoptera; Papilionidae. The transcript is spliced from 11 exons. The coding region runs from base 365 to 1513 and encodes 382 amino acids. The record is from RefSeq and is a predicted model, not a curated record. Gene Ontology annotation, molecular function: DNA-binding transcription factor activity, RNA polymerase II-specific; RNA polymerase II cis-regulatory region sequence-specific DNA binding. Gene Ontology annotation, biological process: regulation of transcription by RNA polymerase II.
CAUUUUCGUUUUGACGAAUAUUGACAGCACGGCAGACAGACAGUGGCGCGGUCGUCGACGCAGCGUCUGCUCGACUAUUUUUAUUUUGAUUGUGAUUCACAUAGUGAACUGAUUACAUUUACUUACACGUAGUGUAACGCUUGUAGUUAAUCAAUUGUUAACUGCACAUUAUUUCGUGACAAGUGAUCGACGAUACAUGAGAGACUUCGAUUUUUGGUGCUAACCUCUUUUUUUACUUAGUGUUUUUUAAGAGAACUGCAAGACUGUGAUCGAUAUGUGCAAGAUGUAUUACAGAUGACUCUGCAAUAUAUUUCGUGCUUCGUUGCUUCUCUGAUGCGCCGGCGCAGCUGGUGAUCGCGGCGGGAUGCAGGGCGGCGCGCCCGCCGCGGACGCCGACCAGGCGCAGUUCGAAGCGGACAAGCGCGCUGUUUAUAAACACCCCCUGUUUCCGCUGCUGGCGCUGCUGCUGGAGCGGUGCGAGCAGGCGACCGCGGGGGCGGAGGCGCCCGCGGCGGACGCGUUCGGUGCAGACCUGCAGGCCUUCGUGCAGCACCAGCGCCGCGACCGCCGCCCCUUCCUCGUCGACGACCCCGAGAUAGAUGGACUUAUGAUUAAGAGUAUACAGGUGCUGCGGAUCCACCUGCUGGAGCUGGAGAAGGUGCAGGAGUUGUGCCGCGACUUCUGCGGCCGCUACAUCGCCUGCCUGAAGACCAAGAUGCAGAGCGAGAACCUUCUCCGUACUGACUAUACCUCAGGUGGGAUAGAGAGUAAUAACAAUUUAUCAGGGACUAUGGACGACCACUCCAGUACCAGUAACUCGCCGCAGUAUCAGGUACCAAAAUCGCCGCCAGCGCCGUUAGCGGCGGCGUACCCGGCAGUGUUCCCGCACGCGGUGCCGCUCGCGCCGCACGCGGAGCUGCACUACUCGCAGCCGAGAGACGCCGCAUCCAUGGUGGUGCAAGGGUCGACGCCCAUCAGUCAAAUUGGAGCUGGCCUCGUAGCGGACACCUUCACAGGUACGAACUCUAGUACUUCUAAUCAGUCUGCGCUGUCGGUGUCGUGCUCGUCGGUGUCGGGCUCCCCGCCUCCCGACGACGAGGAGGAGGGCGGCAAGCGCGGCGUGCUGCCCAGACACGCCACGCAGGCCAUGCGCGCCUGGCUCUUCCAGCAUCUAGUGCACCCAUACCCGACGGAGGAGGAGAAGCGGUCGCUGGCUGCGCAGACGCGGCUGACGCUGCUGCAGGUCAACAACUGGUUCAUCAACGCGCGCCGCCGCAUCCUGCAGCCCAUGCUCGACUGCAACGACAAGCCGGGAGGAAAGAAAACUAAAAACGGUUCGUCGAUAAGCAAAAGGUAUUGGCCGGACGCGCUCACCAACCCGCAGUACACGGCCGGUUUGUUAUCCUCUUCAGAGGACGAAGAGCAAGAAGGAGAGCAGUCAGGUGAUGAGCAGGAGAGCCAGCAGGAGGAGGUGAAUGAUCCCGCAUACCCUAUACAGCAAACCAUGCACUAAACUCUACAUUCAUAUUUUUAUAUUUAAAAUCCGAAAAACAAUCCCUAUUUCCAAUCCAGAAUAUAGUAAAUCUCUUUAAUCUGUGACAGAAAAAAAAUGACGAUAUGAAAAUUGUCUGUGGUUGACCACAGAUAAAAGAAAACGUAAAAUUGUGAUGAUAAUCUUAGAAUUUUGAUGUACUCUAGUACUUAAAACGGGAGUAAAUAAACAAAUUGAUAUUCUUUUUAAAUUCGGUAAAAAGAAAAAACUCAAUGAUCACAUAAAAUCUGGUGUUUAAUCAAAAAACAGCAAUUAUUCUGAGUGUGCAUUGAAAUUUAAUUUUAUAACGAUUUCAUUAUUAGAGAAAUUUAAAAAGUGCAUGUUUUUUAAAAGGGUUUAUCAAAUAAUUUGAUCUUAUGCAAGUUGCCUCUUGUUUUUAUGUAUUUUAAAGAAAAAAAUCACUUUCUAAUAUCUAACAUAACCUAAAAAAUUGACAGUUGUUUUUUUUAAUUCAUAAUUAAAGGUUUUACAGUUGUCUAUGAUUUAAAAAUGCUGUUUUAAAUCCAUAAACGAGAGACAGCUUGUCAUUUUGGCGGGGAGUUACAACUUUUUUUUUAAAUUAAAAAGACAUUGUUACUGUGUAUACCAUAGUUGUAAGAUAGCAUAGAAACUUGUAUACGUAAUUCGUACCUCACUAUUUUAAAAUUCCUAAAUAUUCUUACAGUUACGCUUUAUUGAUAAUGUCACUAUUUUGUGGGAGUUUUAUUUUUAAUUUUAGUGUAGUAAUUCGAACACAGAUUAUGCA